CUUUGGUUAUCUGUAUUUCUUGAAAUUUGGCAAUUGGUGUGAUUGGCAGACUUCAUAAAAUAAAAUUGUUUUAUAUUGUUUAAAAUAUAAUAAGCCGUUCGUUUAUAAUUUAAUUACAUAAAAUGCUCUUGACGGUAUUUAGUUUGUUGAAAUAGUUGGAUAAUAGUUUGCGAUGUAACUGUCGAUCUAGUGGCGUUUGUGGUGGACUAGUGGAGCAGGAGGGAUACGCGAGCUGUAAAGGUUUAGUAGGUCGAAGAUAGUAGGUCGUGUGGGUGUUCAAUCGGUACCUAUGUGCACGAGAAGGCUGUGUUAUGAAUGAGGAGGCUCUGUUGGCGCGGGCUUUCGAGGAGCGGGCGCGGAUCUUCCAGAGAUAUGAAAGGGGGCGUGAGAAUCUCGCUGGCCAGAUUGAUCCCUGGGAGGACCCUGAGUUUGAAGAUUACCACAAAACUGACAGAUAUGGCUUCAUUCAUGAUGAAAGACUUCUGCAGAAAACAGCGCCACAAAAAAUCAAUGUGGAAGUUGAAAGGGAGAAGAAAUGGCUCAAGAUGCUUGGAUCUUGGGAUUCACCCACCACAAUGGAAAAAUUACACAGAAGAAUAUAUAAAGGCAUUCCAAACUCUCUUCGAAUAAAGAUAUGGUGCAAGCUCUUAAAUGUUAACUCAGUAAAGUCAACUAGUCCCGGAAAAUACCAAGAGAUGUUAAAAUUAGCAAAACAAUGGUCUACAGAUGCCAGACAGAUAGAUUCAGAUGUAAACAGGCAGUUUCGUGAACAUCAGUUUUAUAGAGAGAGAUAUUCUGAGAAACAGUGCUCAUUGUUUAAUGUUUUGUGUGCUUAUAGCAUGUAUAACUCUGAAGUAGGAUAUUGUCAGGGUAUGUCAGGUUUGGCUGGUGUCUUACUCAUGUAUAUGGAUGAAGAGGAUGCAUUUUGGGCCUUAGCGAUUCUUCUGUCGGAUAAGAAGUAUGCCAUGCAUGGGCUGUAUAUUGAAGGAUUUCCAAAAUUAACAAGAUUUCUAGAGCAUCAUGAUAAGAUACUGACAAAGUUCAUGCCAAAGUUGAAACACCAUUUCGAUAAAUUUGGCCUUGAUGCCAUACUGUACUCGCUUAAAUGGUUUUUUGUAUGCUUUGUUGAACGAGUGCCCUUCAGUUUAUGCUUAAGAGUGUGGGAUAUAUACCUUCUUGAUGGAGAAAGAGUCAUUACUGCUAUGGCCUACACAAUCCUUAAACUUCACAAAAAAGCCAUUAUGAAAUUGAAUGAUAUGGAUCUAAUUGUUAAUUUUAUUCAGGUGAAGUUGCACAAGGAAUUUGGUUAUGAAGAUGAUAUGGUUAUUUAUCACUUGGAGCGAUCCAUGGAGGAGUUAAAACGGGCAAAGUUGGAUUACCCAGGUCCACCUCCUCCCACGGAAUUGCCGCAACGAGCCCUCGGCGUGUUCGUGGAACCAGACAAGAAGUCAAAAAUUGGUCAAAGAGCAGAAAAUUUUUCGGAAACUGAAAAACAAGCUAGAGCCACAGUGAUAUUGAGAGAAGAAGAAAUUUUUGUUCCUAGUGACACAUUAAAAUAUAAGUCAAAAGUAACUCAAAAGGACAACAAUAGCACAAGGCGUGAGAAGGCGGCACUUGAUUUGCAGGACUUGCGUGUGUCACAGAGCGAUACGGUUUCAGUGGUGUGUUCAGAUCACAGCGGUGUGGCGAGUGGGGUCCGCUGCGAGGACUCGGUGUCGGCGCUGGGGUCGCGGCGCUCGUUGGCGGACACCAGCGUGACCAGCACGGCCGACCUGAGCGUGUUCUCCAGCGGCCGCUCGCACGCGCCCGACAACUCGCUGGACACCCACAGCAACAUCAGCGACGACGGCACUGGGUCAGAUGGGUCAGGUAUUUGCGGUAUGAGCAUUCAGCGCGCGCCGUCCACUGCGCAUUCAACGCCAAGAGCCACGCCUCACCCGCCGUCGGUUUCGCCGCACUCUGAGGACGUAGUGCGAAUACACGUAACAUACAACCCCCUGGCCGCUAGCCCCGCGCACCUACAACCUGUCAGUCCAUCUAAGUACAAAUCGUAUGCUGACGAACAUCAUAAGCCCGUGUCUCUAGGACUCUACACCAGUAACGGCGCUCCGAAUAUCUCCUCCGAUAACAGGAUCAGGAUACAGGUCUCGUCGGACGAGCUUUUGACACCUGUCGUGGACUCUGGCCGUAUUAUAACUCAACGCUAUAUUGAAUCUCAUCCGGGAAUCUACGAGUAACUAUUGAUCUGGUAUUAUUGUUGAUAUUUUAAUGAUUGUUUAUACGUAUUUAAGUUUGUGUGUAAUAUGAAAGUAAUGUUCAAAUCCUAUUCCGAAUAUGUGUGUAGCGAAAAAGACAAUCGUCAGAUAAGUGAAAAAGUUAAAUUUAUUUUUUAUUGUAUUUUAAUAUUAGCUGUAAUAUUAUGUUCUCUAUUUGGUAGCAGUGAAGCCAUAUUUCGUGUACAAUGGCGCUCAUUCCAUAUUUGCAUGCUUAGGUUAUGCAUGAAAUAAUGAUAUUGGUAAUUAAUAAUUAUAGAUUAAUGAUAAUAAUGAUGUAUAUCGUUUGUGUAGCAAAUAUUGUUAAUAUUUGUUUGUACUGUGACAGAUCUCUAAAACAUUUUCACUAGAUCAGUUCAUUGUAGAAAUUCAUUAUUAUUAAUAUUAUCUAUCUCAAUAUAAUAUUUUUAUGUUGCCUAUGAUAUUGUUUAAGUAUUGCUCAUUUUAAUUACAUCUACUUAAUUGUAUUUGCUUAUUUUUAGAAUCUCUGAUUUUAUACAGAACUACUUUUAAAUAAGGUAAAAACUUGUUUUUAACUGAAACUCUCUUUAACAUUUUAUAAUUAAUCUUAAGAACUUUAUUUUAUUUUAUUUUUAUUUCUUAUUUACUAUUUCUUGGGAGUAGACCCAUAUUGAAAAUAUUAUUGAAAUUAUUGUAGUAUACUAAAAUGUUUUUGAAAAGUAAUACUUAUUGGACAUCGUAAUAAUAUAUUUUUUUUGGUAAGUUUUAUUCGAUAACGAAUAAGCAUUAGGAAGUUAUUAGAUUAUCAAUUAUAAUUUGAAUUCAAAUAAACAAAUUUGAGUUCAAAUUUCAAAAUGUGAGCAAUUUGAGCAAUUUGUCCUGACCUACCCUUGUUGUUGCUAUUGUGAAUGUUAUAUGAAUGAAUUGGUGUCAUCGGUGUUACGAAAUUGCCACUAAACGCACAUGUUAUACAAGGUUAAUAUUAAGAUUACAAUUUUACAUUAUGAUGUUCGUGAAAAUUAAAAUCGUUCCAUUAAAUUAAUAUUGUCGUGACAGCUAAAAUUAUUAUACAUUUGUCGAAAUUAAGUCGAAUUCAUUGAGAUUUGUUGAAUCAGUACGCUCAGAAUACAGAAAACACCAGGAACCACGUUCAGCCGUCAUUAUAAAGAAUGCAUUGUAUCCAUUGACCUGUUAUAAUAAAAGGACAAACAAUCAUGUAGAAAAUUUCACUUAAAAGCUGGCCAAUUUUGCUUUGACAGUUUUAGAAUUAUUGUUAAAAAAAUAUAUACCUAAAGGCCUUUAAAUAUAGUCAAAUAUUCAAUAAAAUCCCAAAUUCAGAGCAAAUUCAACCUUAAGGAUUGAGUUUAAGGUUAAAAUUGAAAAUGCGACUAAUGCCAUGUAAUUAAGUGCCAAGAAGUUGUGUUUGACACUCAUUGAGUGGGGACAUUUUUUGGUUGCUGAAUGUGCAUCCAUUUUUUAAUAGGAGAUCAAUGAUUGUAUCAUCACAACACGGCACACACAGAAUUACUAAUCGCUUGUUUGUGAAAUUACACCAAAAAAGAGUAAUUUCAACGGCUUCAUGGGCCUAUGCGUGAUCAUGCCAUUUGGCGUUUUCUUUGUUCUGAGCUCGUACAAUAUAUAUCCUGACCAGUAGUUUAAAAAAUCUUGCCAGUACCUUUAGAUUCGCUUAUUUGAUUACAAUCCGUAGAUAGAGAAAUAAAUAGACAACUGAUUAGCGUGCCAUUUUGUGGUAUUCGAUUUUGUCGUCAUUUAGAAAUCACAACACACACUGAACCAUUUUUUCACCAGUAUAUUUUAAACUAAUACUUAUAUAACUCAAUAUCUUUGUUUAUUUUAUAUUCUUCUUUAAAUAUCAUAAAAAAUUUGCCACACUGUUACUUGUUUAACACGUCGUUGAGCGUGAUUAAACGGCACGCGCCAUGACACCGAAUUUUACCUCUCUUUUCUUUUAACUAUUUUCUUUACAGAGUUCACGCAUAAGUUGUUUUAAUUUUUGCGAAAAUGCGAUGGAUGGAUUCGUUUUCUAUUUACUUUACUUUCUACGUUGAAACCACAUUAUGAUAAUAGAAGAAGUUGAUUCCUUUUAUUUUCGCAAGAUGGUCAAGUUUUUAUUUUUCUGGUCAGUCUAUACAUAGUUGUAUUACAAUUUGAUUGUUGAGUUGACUUGUUGCCAUAGUUAAUUUUCAAUGCAGUAAAUUGAAUAUAUAUUUUACUAUCGGUUAUAAUACUCGUUAAACGCUGCCGUAAACUAAAUGCGUGAUUAUGGUGUGACAUUAUAGGAUUGAGCUAAAAGCUAGUUUUAUUAUAAGAUCAAAGAUGAUAUUUACAUUUGCUGAAACUAGAAGCACUUUAAAUAGAUUUACUGUUAUAUAAAUUAAGAACAUUGUAUUAAAAUGAUAAUAAUUUAUAACAAUUAUUGUAUGAUAUAUUCGAUAUAGUGCCGUCACAAUGUUGUGUUUAUUUGAAACCUACAGUGAGAAAUGCAAUAAUAGCACUUGAGUAAUAAUUGUAAAUCUAGAUAUACUAGACAUAUUUAAAUGUUUCGAAUUAUAAUACUAGAAAUAAAUACGAUUGGUGAUCGAAUGGUAGAAUUGUAAGAACUUAUUGAAAAUGUUAUAAUGAGGUACAUUAGUUAAUACUAAAUAUAUAUUUAUGUAUACGAAUA
Messenger RNA from Bicyclus anynana (squinting bush brown), 4920 nucleotides. It is a transcript of the gene RN-tre, whose product is annotated as USP6 N-terminal-like protein. Bases 312 to 2237 code for a protein of 641 amino acids. Lineage: Eukaryota; Metazoa; Arthropoda; Insecta; Lepidoptera; Nymphalidae. The transcript has 7 exons. The record is from RefSeq and is a predicted model, not a curated record.